AUGAUAUCGCGCUCACCGGCUCCAUCCCCUUCAAAGACCGUCGACCCCCUCAGGCGCUGCGACUUCUGCAAAAAGCCGCCCAAGCCCGACAAACCACUGCGCCGCUGCGCCGGCUGCUGCCGUGUUAAGCCAUUCUACUGCUCCAAGGAGUGCCAGAAGGCCCAUUGGCCCAUGCACAAGUGCAACGUUUUCACAUUCGGCUGCAACAACGGCCCUCUGGCCCAGCCUGCAGCGCCUGGCGAAGAGGUUGACAACAGCCUCGUCACCCGCCUGCGCACCUUCAUGGACGCGCACGAAUGGGCUCUAGGCGCCGCAGCCGGUGCCGUCGCGCUCCUCGCCUACGGCCAGGACUACGGCCGCCACCUUGAGACGAGCAUGGUCGAAUUCACCCUCGCCAACGUCCCGCCCGCUCCCGGGACACGCCGGGACCCCGUGCGCGCGUUCAAGAUGCUCGGGAUCGGCGUCCUCGACGUCGCACCCGGCGCGCGGCGCCGCGUAUGCUCCGCGUCCUGCGCGAGUUCCGCGUCGCGGAGAAGGAGGACGUGCGACAGGAGAUCGAGACGAACGCGGUGUACGGCCAAUCGCCGCCCGCGGACCGGGUGCUUCACCGUCAACGGCGAGACGCAGUUCGUGAUGCACUCGUACGUCCGUGGCCUCCCGCGGGUCUGGCCACGCUCGGGCUCGGGGCGCGGCAGCGGCAGCGGGCCCGACCAGGCGGGCACCGCGAUGGAAGACCUCGUGCGCUUGUGCAUGACGAGCGUAAACGAGGGGCCAGGCUUCCGGAGAGAGCUCUCGGCGAACGCGGGACUGGCCCUCCCCGGCAAGUUCGAGCGCGUGAAGAAGGAGUGGGUGUGGUGGCCGUUGUUCAAGGAUUGGGAGGAGUACGAAGCGAACCCGAGGAAGUACGGACCUAUGGCGGCCUUCAAGGACAUCCGUUCAGGCUAUUCUCCCAAAGAGCUCAUGAUAUUUACUUUUUUGUUCUGA
This is a messenger RNA of Epithele typhae, 984 nucleotides long. RefSeq lists its product as uncharacterized. The coding region runs from base 1 to 984 and encodes 327 amino acids. NCBI's taxonomy places the organism in Eukaryota, Fungi, Basidiomycota, Agaricomycetes, Polyporales, Epitheliaceae. The transcript is spliced from 3 exons. The record is from RefSeq and is a predicted model, not a curated record.